Molecule: messenger RNA, 300 nt
Organism: Dracunculus medinensis (Guinea worm)
Lineage: Eukaryota; Metazoa; Nematoda; Chromadorea; Rhabditida; Dracunculidae
Source: the annotation of a GenBank genome assembly
AUGCUGAGACUAGGGCUGUUUGAUGACAAGAAGGCUACUGGAAUAGUGCCACCUAAUCAAAGUAGUUAUAUAAAAUUUAUGAAGCACAGUGGAUGGAAAAAAAGAUCUACAUCCACACUAACUGAGAAACAGUGGCUUAACGCUUUAACAGAUAAGAAAAAUGAAGCCAUUCUCUUAGCUGGAAAUGGAUCAAUUCUGCACUACACCCAGACCCAGAAUGUUCAGAAAGAAGAGGAAAAAAGAGAUGCACAUGCUACAAGCUGGGAAGCUGGAAAUUGUCUUCUGACAUCUCUGAUGUAA